This is a messenger RNA of Culicoides brevitarsis, 1509 nucleotides long. RefSeq names its product ATP-dependent RNA helicase WM6. The record is from RefSeq and is a predicted model, not a curated record. Gene Ontology annotation, biological process: mRNA export from nucleus; mRNA splicing, via spliceosome. Lineage: Eukaryota; Metazoa; Arthropoda; Insecta; Diptera; Ceratopogonidae. Gene Ontology annotation, molecular function: ATP binding; RNA binding; RNA helicase activity. The transcript is spliced from 6 exons. The coding region runs from base 127 to 1398 and encodes 423 amino acids.
ACCCGAAUACGACAUAGGGUACGCUGUCACCGAGGGUAUUUUCGCUAGCAUCGUGUGGAGUCGAUUUCCGGUAAAAAUAGAAAUUUCUUGGUAAAAAGUUGAAAAAACACACAAAACCGACACAAAAUGGCAGACAAUGACGAUCUUUUAGACUAUGAAGACGAGGAACAGACGGAACAAGCCGUUGCUGAGUCCACAGAUCAGCCCAAGAAGGAUGUUAAGGGUACCUAUGUCUCCAUUCACAGCUCCGGUUUUCGUGAUUUCUUGUUGAAACCGGAAAUUUUGCGGGCGAUCGUCGAUUGUGGGUUCGAGCAUCCGUCAGAAGUGCAACACGAGUGCAUUCCGCAAGCCGUCCUUGGCAUGGAUAUUCUGUGUCAAGCGAAAUCCGGUAUGGGAAAGACUGCGGUCUUUGUGUUGGCGACGCUGCAACAACUGGAGCCCACGGAGAAUCACACGUAUGUGCUCGUCAUGUGUCACACGCGUGAAUUAGCAUUCCAAAUCAGCAAGGAGUACGAACGUUUCUCCAAAUACAUGCCCAACAUCAAGGUUGGCGUCUUUUUCGGCGGCAUGCCCAUCCAAAAGGACGAGGAACAGUUGAAAGCUACCACGCCGCAUAUCGUUGUCGGAACACCGGGUCGCGUCUUGGCACUCAUCAAGAACAAGAAACUCAAUUUGAAACAUUUGAAGCACUUUAUCUUGGACGAGUGCGACAAAAUGCUUGAACAAUUAGAUAUGCGUCGCGACGUUCAAGAAAUUUUCCGCAAUACACCACACAGCAAGCAAGUUAUGAUGUUCUCCGCUACUUUAAGCAAGGAAAUUCGUCCGGUUUGCAAGAAAUUCAUGCAAGAUCCCAUGGAGGUGUACGUUGACGACGAAACCAAGUUGACAUUGCACGGCUUGCAACAACAUUACGUCAAGUUGAAGGAAAAUGAGAAAAAUAAAAAAUUAUUUGAACUUUUGGAUGUCUUGGAGUUCAAUCAGGUCGUAAUUUUCGUGAAAUCAGUGCAACGUUGCAUGGCACUCGCGCAACUCUUGACGGAACAAAAUUUCCCCGCGAUCGGCAUUCAUCGUGGCAUGUUGCAGGAGGAGCGUUUGAGUCGUUACCAGCAAUUUAAGGAUUUCCAAAAGCGUAUUUUGGUGGCGACAAAUUUGUUUGGGCGCGGCAUGGAUAUCGAGCGUGUCAAUAUUGUGUUCAACUACGACAUGCCCGAGGACUCGGAUACGUAUUUGCAUCGGGUAGCGCGUGCCGGGCGUUUCGGUACCAAAGGUUUGGCCAUUACCUUCGUGUCGGACGAGGGCGACGCAAAAGUAUUGAACGAGGUGCAGGAUCGAUUUGACGUCAAUAUCACAGAAUUACCCGACGAAAUUGAUUUGUCGUCAUACAUCGAGGGACGAUAAGAAGCCGAUUGCCGCACGCAGAGGAAACUCAUCUGACACUUGGAUGGCAUUAAAUUAAGACUUUCAUAAUUUUAACUUUUAAGUUUCUUUCUCACACAAAAAACUAAAAAU